Molecule: messenger RNA, 1333 nt
Organism: Arachis duranensis
Lineage: Eukaryota; Viridiplantae; Streptophyta; Magnoliopsida; Fabales; Fabaceae
Product: dehydration-responsive element-binding protein 2D
Exons: 1
Coding region: 71-817 (248 amino acids)
Biological process (GO): positive regulation of DNA-templated transcription; response to stress
Cellular component (GO): nucleus
Molecular function (GO): transcription cis-regulatory region binding; DNA-binding transcription factor activity
Source: RefSeq, a predicted model, not a curated record
UUCUACUCUCCACCAACACGCUUCCUUCUAUCCUAGUAUUUUGUGUGUGUAUGUGCUGCUGCAAAAGAAGAUGCUGAAAUCGGGGACGAUGGGAAUGGAGGAGAGGAAACAGGCGAAGAAACCAGCACAAGCCAGCUCCAGAAAGGGUUGUAUGAGAGGGAAAGGUGGCCCUGAGAAUGCGAGCUGCACCUAUAAGGGUGUUAGGCAGAGAACUUGGGGCAAAUGGGUUGCUGAGAUCCGUGAACCCAAUCGUGGUGCUCGUCUCUGGCUUGGUACCUUUGAGACCUCUCAUGAAGCUGCUCUUGCUUAUGAUACUGCUGCUCGUAAGCUCUAUGGCCCUGAUGCUAAGCUCAAUCUCCCUCUUCAUCACCAUCACCAUUCUUCUUCUUCUUCUUCUUCUUCUAGUAAUUCCCCCCAAAUUCAUCGCAACCACCCUCUUAUUAAUAAUAUUAUUACUACUCCACCACCAGCAACACCACUUAUUAGUUCUUCUUGUAAUAAUAGCGUCAACACAGCGUCGUCCAUGGUGGCCUCUCUUCACCAGCAAGUUAGGCCAUCAAUAUACCGCAGUGAUUCUUCAUCCAUUGUGUCUUCUUCCCUUCCAUUGGACAGCACCAACAAUAAGGAGGAGGAUGUUCUUCGACCGUUCUGGGGAUCAGUGAAUGAUUGUUUGCCUGUGUUUGAUGAAUCAAUCUGGACAGAAGCAGCCAUGUCCCUUGAUUUCCCUGUAAUUGCUGCUGCAGAGGCUGCCACUGGAAUUUACCCAAACGCCAACUUGGCAGAUGUUGGUGUUUGGGACACCCCAUGGUGCAUGUAAAAGCCAUCUCCAUUCAAUGCUGUCAACUACUACACUUGCUGAGUUGUUACUUUAUACCAUAUGUUAUGAUACCAUCAUGUACAUAAAGUCAUAAACAUAAAAACCAUGUAGAAAGGGGUAGUGUAUAUGGUAUACAAUAUCUAAAGGCUAUCAUAAAUAAAUAAAUAUAUAUAAUAUAUAUAUAUAUAUAGUAGUAUAAGUAGUGAAGUGAAAUCCACAAUUCAACGUGCGUGGCUAUUUGGGCACUUGGACGUGGUUCUUCCUUCUCUAUAAAUUAAAGAAUAAUUAAUUUGUACGUGAAAAUUAGUGCAAGAGGAUGAUCCAUAGUGGUGCUAAAAGGAAUGUGUGUCUUGUGUGAAUACUUGUGGUUGUAUAUGAUUAUUAUGGACUAGUCUCUACUGUGUAUUAUCAGUUCACCCUGCCCAACCGCCACCUUGCUCGUGCUCAAGUUUUAUAUGCCAAUAAUUAUGUCACCUUAUAUUUACCAUAUAUAUACUUGGAUCAAUUAUUUACUCA